CAACAUCUUUAAACUCUCCACACUGAUCUGCAGUACUGGCGAGGCUUCAAAAAUGAGCACUUUGAGAACUCGUAAAGAACCAUUUGAUAUCUGAUUUGGGGGAGACUCAUGAUUGUCGGUGAUACCGUUAUGUGUGUGGAGUGCUGCGUUGGUCAUCUCGAGUAUGCUACACAAUAUAAAAACAGCGGACAGAAUCAGCUCAGAGCCAGUGGAGGACACCGACACCACCACCUUUGUGGCAGAAUUUUCUUUAGAAGCCAAUUACCCUGUUCAAGUCACUGAUCCCAAUGAUGCUGUGACACUCCACCUGAGCUCCAUGCCCUCUGUUUACCUGAGCCCCUCUUACAGAAUCCGGCAGCCAGUUAAAGAUACUGAAGAAUGUACCUGCCCGACAUCUACUUCACCAGAAGACCACCCUAAAGAACUACAACUACAGCUGAACAGCCCUUGUGAAAAGUGCUACCGUCCUGCACCUCCACCCAAGAUCAGCGACCUCCUGAAUGACAAAGAUCUUCUGGACUUAUUGCGACUCAAACUGGACCCGAACCACUGCACUGUAAAAAACUGGAAGAACUUUGCGAGCCGCUGGGGGAUGAGCUACGACGAGCUCACACUGCUGGAGCACCGGACCCAAGGUUCUCUGUCCCACAGCCCCACCCAGGAGUUCCUAUUGCGUUACAACCAGAAACCUGUCGCCGAGCUCACUGAACUGUGUCGCUUUUACCAGCGCAUCGAUGUGUUGCGAUUGUUGCAGGGUUGGAUGGAAAAUGAUUGGCCGUCACGCUGGCAACAAAGAAAGUAACCUGCACAGCUUCUCUUUUACAAAUUAUCCUGUCUCUCGUCUCUAUUUUUUGUCUAAGAUACUUUGGACCACAUAAUAUUGUUUGCCAACUUUUAAACGGGUGCAACAAUAAUAAAGAGAUCAACAGCUUGAUAUAAUUUUUUUUGUGUGCAAAUUGUGGAUCACCAAAUUAGAGUUCUGAACCGUCUGAAAUGUUUACAAUGGGAUACAGUAUGUACAGAGGUUAAUUCUUCCAAUUGAAGGAAUUAUAAUAGUUGAAGCGCAUGCACAGAUGGACCCCAAGUGGUGCUCAAGCACCAGCCCUUUUCCCCUGGGUGUAAAAAGUGCCAUUUUUGCUGCAGCACCUGCCCUUGUGGCCAGGAUGAAGAAAGUGCCCUUUUCUGCUGCAGCCCAUUUAUUCCCCCGAGCCAAUGUGAAAUCCAUCGGCAACCCCCCCCCCCCCCCCCCCCCCCCCCCCCCCCUCCCUGCCCUUUUUCUGGGCUUGAGCAUCUGCUCUAUAAAAGUUAUGUGCAUGUGCCUGUAAUACAUAAUGUAGUUAAUAGCAAAUAACAAAUAUUGCUUAUAUGGUAAGUUUUUAAAUGAACCUGAGUUCAUCCUUGGAUGUGAUACAAUACUCAUAUUUACAUUUAGCAUUAAAUAAAUCACCACAAUGCUCAAAAUUGUUAAUGCAAUACGGGGAAUAAAACGGUUUGAAUGUGCAAAAUGAUGCAGUUGAAGCUUUUGUUAACUGUGUUUUUUUUGUUAGAAGAAAUUGGAAUAGAUUUUUUGUUUAUCUGCUUUCUCAGUAAAUAUGUAAAUAAAUACUUUA
This is a messenger RNA of Phycodurus eques (leafy seadragon), 1610 nucleotides long. RefSeq names its product EDAR-associated death domain (gene edaradd). The record is from RefSeq and is a predicted model, not a curated record. Bases 164 to 802 code for a protein of 212 amino acids. NCBI's taxonomy places the organism in Eukaryota, Metazoa, Chordata, Actinopteri, Syngnathiformes, Syngnathidae. Gene Ontology annotation, molecular function: protein binding. Gene Ontology annotation, biological process: signal transduction. The transcript has 7 exons.